UUAAGGUCGUGGCACGUGGUGGCCAGCGACGGAAGGAUCGCGUGGGUCAUCCACGAGGCGAUGGACGGCCGCCGCAGGAUGAAGCUCAGGAAGCUUUUCCGUAGUCGAAUGUCACGGGCCACUGUUUUCGCCACGAAGCUCAAACAAUGCGUCAGGAAGCAGCCGACGAGAGUCCGGAAAUGCAUGUGCUUGCCAUCCAAUUAUGCCCUCGUUGAAUUCCCCGUGGUCUGGUCCGAACUCAGAGCAAACCAACAAUUGUGCGACGGUGCAGUGAGAUGCGCCAGGAACCAAGUAUUCCCAGUGCACCGUGCCAUUUUGUCAGCCGUCAGUCCAUAUUUCAAGGCCCUUUUUACCAACAGCCUGAAAGGUGGCAAGACAGAGACCACGGAGGUCGCUAUAGACUCAGUUCCCGGUGAAAUUUUCAGUUUGAUCCUCGAUUACGCUUAUACUGGAACGUGUAACGUGAAUGCCGACAACGUCGAACAACUUUUACCGUUGGCCGAUCAAUUUGAGGUCCUCGGUGUCGUUCAGCUUUGCUGUCAGUUUCUGUUGCAGGAACUUCGACCGGAAAAUUGCUUAGGAAUUUUUAAAUUCGCGCGUCACUAUUUCUGCCGCGACCUAGAAAAGAAAGGCCGGAAAUACAUUCGCCAUCACUUUAAGCGGAUACUGCAAGAGAGCCCGGAAUUCAAAGAGCUGACGAGCAAAGAGCUCGAAGCGAUCCUACGUGACGACGAGCUGAACGUUAAAAACGAGGAAAUAGUUUUCGACGCCGUUAAAACCUGGAUAGAGUGUAACGUGGAGGAGAGAAAGACCUAUUUACCGAGGCUCUUGAAAUGUGUACGCUACGGUUUGAUGAGCUACAAUUUCUUCACGAACAAUGUUCUCGCGUGGAAGAUCAUCGAGGAGGAUGAAUUAUGUCAGCAGGUGCUCAUGUCAGCUAGUGCAUACCUAAGCGAACAGGAGGCAAAACAUGGGGGUGGAGAGAUCGACCCGAAGAAUCCUCUAACUAAACCACGGAUUCCGUAUGAGAUCUUGUUCGCGAUCGGUGGCUGGAGCGCUGGGUCCCCAACGAAUUUCGUGGAAACCUAUGACACUAGAGCUGACAGAUGGUUUCUAUCAGUGAACACGGAUGCCACACCGAGGGCUUACCACGGCUUAUGUGCUUUGAACAAUCUCAUCUACAUGAUUGGUGGCUUCGACGGUAACCAACAUUUCAACACGGUCAGAUGCUACGAUCCACUGACGAAAGAGUGGCGAGAGAGAGCUUGCAUGUAUCACGCGAGAUGUUAUGUCAGCGUUUGCACUCAUGGUGGGAAGAUUUACGCUCUUGGUGGCUACAAUGGCCGCACAAGAAUGAGCUCCGGCGAAAGAUACGAACCGCAAAGGAAUCAAUGGGAAAUGAUACCACCGAUGCAUCGACAAAGAUCAGAUGCCAGCGCAGCUGCUUUGCAGGACAAGAUUUAUAUCGUUGGAGGUUUCAAUGGGCGAGAAGUGUUAAACACAGCCGAGGUAUUCGAUGUUGAAACGAACCAGUGGAGUUACAUUCAGCCGAUGCUCAAUCCACGUUCCGGUGUCUCUUUGGUCGCCUUUCGAGACAGUCUCUAUGCUCUUGGUGGCUUUGAUGGUUUCAGCAGACUUAGUUCUGGGGAACGUUACAAUCCGAAUCAUUCGGAGGAUUGGCACGCGGUUCCGGAGAUGUUCAGCCCUCGCAGCAAUUUCGCCACGGUCAUUCUGGACGACAUGAUUUUCGUCGUUGGUGGCUUCAAUGGAUCCACAACGAUCGCGUACGCCGAAUGUUACGAUCCAGAUACCAACGAAUGGUACGACGCGUCGCCAAUGAAUUUGAACAGAAGUGCUUUGAGUGCAUGCGUGAUCGCCGGUCUUGCAAAUGCGAGUGAAUAUUCUUAUCAGAGUAAAGCUCGAGACCUAGGUCAAGGUCAAGCAUCGUCCGAGAAUCAAGAUAAAACUAACCAAGGGGGUGAAGGGGCUGUUGAGACGAAUGCUACCAUUUCCGUGGAAGAGGGUGAAUCCGUGAACUUCGACGAACUCGUUCAGGAAGAAAUCUAGAUGAGAUGGGGAACAAUGUCAGCAAUUUUCUAGAAUAGACAAGGAAAUAUUCAGCGUGCGGAACAUGUUACCGAAAUACCAAAAAAAAGGCUAACAUCGAAUACCCGAGAUCUGUGUACCAUCAAAAAUAUCUAAAUCUAAUGUGAUCUUAAAUUAUUCUGUCAUUAAGGGACCAAAAAAUUCAAAUCCUAAAAUAAUUUAAUUGAUCGUCACAAAAAAUGACGAAGUAAAAAAUGAUGGUACGAGAUAUCGAAGUAUUCGUAAAGAUAAAAAGUGCAAAGUAACAAGGCAAAAAGAAAAGGAAUUAAAAAUAGACCAAGCGUCUAGGAUAAAAAAAGAGAACGAAAAUAUGGUAGGUAUGAAUUUUUCAAAUUGAUGUUUUACUUUUAUAGCGUCUUUUAUGAAUCGAUAAAUUAUCGCGUGAGUUACGCGGGUUUUAACUGUGAUUAAAUUAUUCCCUUUUUUUUUUCACUCUUUUUUAAUCGAAAAUUGCAUCGUAAUUUUGUAGGGGAUAUUUAUUUUCUUGUUACUAGAACUAUUUUUAUUUCCAGCCUCUUUUUUUUAUACGGCACAAUUCGCGAAAUCUACGUGCGACGGAAAACGCAGCGCGAAACGUUUUCCAAUUUUAUCGAUUCGCGUAUUAGCUAAUUUUUGAACUUAAACGAAUAUUUUAUGCGUCUUAGAAUAAUUUUUCCCGUUGUUCGGAGAACUUUUUUCUGAAAAAAUCGGCACGGAGAUACACCUGCACGGUUGUUACGCAAGGUGCACGAGAAUUUUUCAGUUUCCUUUUUUUUUUUUAAAUUAGACAAUUCGAAAUCGUAUUCGCUUUUUAUGACGUUCGUCCCUGCAUGUGUAUCUCGACAGCGUACUUUUUGUGAUCGAGAUCCUGACGUGCCUUGGUCUGUUAUUUUAAUCGAAUAAAAAUAUACGAACUGUUUAUCUGGUGUUUUAAUAUAUUUUUGAAAUUGCAGCUAA
Messenger RNA from Megachile rotundata (alfalfa leafcutting bee), 3042 nucleotides. RefSeq names its product kelch-like protein 10. Lineage: Eukaryota; Metazoa; Arthropoda; Insecta; Hymenoptera; Megachilidae. The record is from RefSeq and is a predicted model, not a curated record. Gene Ontology annotation, molecular function: protein binding.